This is a messenger RNA of Leptosomus discolor (cuckoo roller), 1047 nucleotides long. Lineage: Eukaryota; Metazoa; Chordata; Aves; Leptosomiformes; Leptosomidae. The record is from RefSeq and is a predicted model, not a curated record.
GGCCCCUGCCAGAAUCUCACCUGCUUCCCACCUGACAUCAAGUGUUUUGGGACUUGUGACCAAGGCUUAGUGCCAGUCCCACUGCUCUGGAACCAGAGCAUCGUGCAGCAGCCGGUCUCAUUCCCUGAUCUGGUGCCGCUCUACAACAAGUUCUCCCGGGACUUCAUCGCCGACUGUGCCCGACGAGGCGUCCCCUUCCUGCUCUACUAUGCGUCCCACCACACACACUACCCCCAAUUUGCAAGCCAGGAGUAUGCAGGGCGGUCGCGGCGUGGGCCAUUUGGUGAUGCGCUGUUGGAGUUUGAUGGCUCGGUGGAACAGCUGCUGCAGGCGCUGCAGGAAAAUGGUCUCGCAAACACGACCUUGGUGUUUUUCACCUCCGACAACGGCCCCUCCACCAUGCGGAUGGCACGUGGAGGCAGCUCUGGCCUUCUGAAGUGUGGGAAGGGCACAACGUAUGAAGGUGGCAUGCGGGAACCAGCAGUGGCUUAUUGGCCAGGCCGUAUCACUCCAGGAGUGACGCAUGAGCUGGCAAGCACCCUGGACAUCCUGCCAACACUGACUUCUCUGGCUGGAGCAGCUCUUCCCAAAGUUGCCCUGGAUGGCUAUGACCUGAGUCCCGUGCUGUUUGGGUCAGGGAAGAGUCCCCGUCAAACAAUGUUCUUCUACCCGCCGUCCCCUGAUCCACUGCACGGCCCCUUCGCUGUCAGGCUUGGGAAGUACAAGGCCCAUUACUUCACACAAGGUUCCUUUCACAGCGAUAUGACCCCAGACCAGGCCUGCCACGGGCUGACCCCGCUCACCCCUCACUUGCCCCCACUGCUCUUUGACCUGGAGUCAGACCCAGCUGAGAACUACAAUCUGCUGCAGAGCGGUGCAGGGCCAGAGGUUCUGCAAGUCCUGAAGGAGAUCAAACUGCAGAAAGUGGUUUUUGAACAGCGCAUGGAGUUUGGGGAAAGCCAGAUCAGGAAGGGCAGGGAUCCCGCCCUGCAGCCCUGCUGCAUACCAAACUGCACUCCUAAGCCUUCCUGCUGCCAUUGCUCCUAG